This is a messenger RNA of Exophiala oligosperma, 1303 nucleotides long. RefSeq lists its product as uncharacterized. The record is from RefSeq and is a predicted model, not a curated record. The transcript has a single exon. Lineage: Eukaryota; Fungi; Ascomycota; Eurotiomycetes; Chaetothyriales; Herpotrichiellaceae. The coding region runs from base 43 to 1185 and encodes 380 amino acids.
GACUCUCGUCCGAUUUGGACGCCAUAUAUCAUCACCAUCGCUAUGGGUGGAACGGACGUAUCCUCGAUAGUGUCGUCCAUCAUAACAGCUUUAGGAAGCGGGCUGAAUAUCUUUCACCGUAUAAGUGGAAAGAAGAGGAAAUCAAACGCAAGGCUUCCGCGACCAUCUGAGGAAGAAGAAUGGCUACGACAGUCCCUAACGACUCGACCUGUGCAAAUCAGAAACGAAUACGAUCAGAGUGUAGCAAAACAUGGAAACAGAUUCGAAAUCGGAGACGAAGUGGCCCAUAGCAGUCUGGCACAUACUCUGCUCGUUCUGAAUACUGGACUGGUCAAUCUCAUCAAUCAUACAUUGUCAGCUGGUCCAAGGAAGAAGAUUGCGUCGAGGCAGACAUUGUAUAAUCUGUCCGAGUCUGCUGCUUUAGAUACUAUGACUGCACUUGGACAACUCAGCUCGCGGUUGAGUAUUGCACGGCAGUUAAGAUUGCCAGCUGAAGCCGGACAGGCCAGGCCAGGAUACCAGACAGGGCAUCACAAGAAGGACAAGCCCAGUACGACCGGUCGACCAUCACCGUCGCCGUUAUUAGUACGUGGUGGCUGGGUCAGGAGCAAAAGUGGCAACUCUGUGGUCUCUGCUGCUGCGGCAAGAAAGGCCAGGGGGUCGCAACCUCAGAGGCAUGGUCGAAGUAAAUCAGAAUCGAAUCUGUCGGAGUCUGCCAAUGUUCAAAAUCGAAAAGAUGUCGAAAAGGACGACAACUCAUCUCCCUGCCCAGACAAACGCAGAAACCAUCAACCAUGGGGUGAGGCAAACACUCAGCGACCACCGAGCAUGCUGCUUGUACCUUCAGAUUUCUUCGAUCAGCCUUACACCGAUCUACAGGAGCAGCAUCAGCCGCCGCCGCCGCCGCCACGACCACCAAAGAUCCCACUUGGCACCAGCGAUAAUCGACGUUUGAGACGUAGAGGAGGUCGCCCAGUUUCCACCAUGACAUUCAUGACGACCAGUACAAAAAUUGGCGAGAUACCCGAGUCUCGUGUUCAGAAUCAAGUAUACUCAGACGAACCCAGAGUCGGGUUAGUCUCCACUGCCGUGCAUCCAGCCUUGGAAGACAGUCAACCGAAGAAGAGGAAAGGUUUCAGAUUUUGGAAAAAGGACGACAAGUCUCGUGAUGUUACAAAUCACUAAAGGAAUCGAACCGAUUAAUGACAGUGGACUGUUGCCAGGGUAUUUGUGUUUUGAUGGACCGUGAAGGAACUUUUGUAGGUAAUGAUCAAUGACUAUUCUGCACGAAAAUGAAUUGAUG